Molecule: messenger RNA, 567 nt
Organism: Malassezia vespertilionis
Lineage: Eukaryota; Fungi; Basidiomycota; Malasseziomycetes; Malasseziales; Malasseziaceae
Exons: 2
Coding region: 1-567 (188 amino acids)
Source: RefSeq, a predicted model, not a curated record
AUGACGGUCGAAGAACGUGCAGCGAAGAAGGAGGAGCGCCUUGCGGCACUUGCGCAACAGCAGCGAUGGCGCAAUGCAAAUCGUGUACGACAGCGGCGCUUGGAUACCAUGCAGGACUUGAUUGUCAAGGUGGACGCAGACUUAAUGGAGCCCGGUGGUGCACUUGAGCACUGUUUUGCUGCGCUGCGUGAGAAAAUUACUGGCGAUGGUGCAACCGUGGAAGCUGUAUACUCGGAUCUUGGUUCGCACUUGGUGCAACGUGCGCAAUUUUAUACCAUCGCUUUUGCUCGAAGAAUUCGGUCCGUCUAUGACCCUCUCCAGAAAUUGUGGGCACCAUUAGACGAGGAGCAAAUUCAACAAGAGCCUACGGUACUUUGUGUGCUGAAACCUGACGAACUUUUCGCAAGUAUUUCCGAUGGAACGCUUGUGCCGCGUAUAGAAGCAUGCGGCAAGCUACAACGGAUUGUCGUGUUGGUCGGUAUCGACGCGUACCUCCGCAAAGAGCGGUUGGAGCAGACGCGCGAGUAUACUCGUAUAGUACGGCAGCGCGUACAUCAUCAGAAGUAG